AAUUUCCGUCAGGCAUCUGAAGGGACAGUCUUUCGGGCUUUUUAAUCAUCCUUGCCUCUCGUUGACAUUUCAUGCUGUAGCUCUUAUUCAAUAACACUCUGAGGUUCAUCAGGAUGACUCGAACAGACAGGUUUUAAAAGCUGUGUUUGGGGGUUUAAAGACUCGGUUGGGGUCUGGAGGAUGUCUCAGGUGCUGAGGCUUCUCUCGGCGGCCGCCCUGCCUCUCUGCCGGCGGCCUGGAGCCGCCCGAGCUCGGCUCUUUGCGGUAACCGCUGGUCGGCUCUUCUCAGCCGGAUUCCGAAGCUCUGCUGCCCCGAACUUUUCUCGGUCUCCAUCAAACUUCCUCUCCUGUCGUAGAUUCCAGGCGGCUCAGAGACGUCUCUACUCCUCUGAACCUAAAGAUGGUAAGGGUGGAGGGAAGAGAGGAGGAGGAGGAAAGGACUGGUGGAGCAGAUUACAAAAGGGAGACUUCCCCUGGGACGAGAAGGAGUUCCGUUACCUGGCGGUGGCCGCGGCGGGGAUCAGUUCGGCUCUGCUCUACGUUUACUUCAGAGACAACGGCAAAGAGAUCAGCUGGAAGGAGUUCGUGCACCGCUACGUGGGCCGAGGGAUGGUGGAGCGGUUAGAAGUCGUCAACAAACAGUACGUCAGAGUGAUCCUGGUCCCGGGAGCCGACUCCGACACGAACUACGUGUGGUUCAACAUCGGCAGCGUGGACACCUUCGAGAGGAACCUGGAGGCGGCUCACUAUGAGCUCGGGUUGGAGUCCUCGCACAGACCGGCUGUGAUCUACAGCACAGAGAGCGACGGCUCCUUCCUGUUCAGCAUCGUCCCCACGCUGCUCCUCGCCGGCUUCCUGCUCUACACGCUGCGGCGAGGGCCGAUGGGGGGAGGCCCCGGCGGCGGGAGGGGAGGGCCCUUCAGCAUGAGCGAGUCCACGGCGAAGAUGAUGAAGGACAACAUCGACGUGAAGUUCAAAGACGUGGCGGGCUGCGAGGAGGCCAAGCUGGAGAUCCUCGAGUUCGUCAACUUCCUGAAGAACCCGCAGCAGUACCAGGACCUCGGGGCCAAGAUCCCCAAGGGCGCCGUGCUGUCCGGACCUCCGGGCACGGGGAAGACUCUGCUGGCUAAAGCCACCGCCGGAGAAGCCAACGUCCCCUUCAUCACCGUCAACGGCUCCGAGUUCCUGGAGAUGUUUGUGGGCGUGGGUCCUGCCAGGGUGAGGGACAUGUUCGCCAUGGCGAGGAAGAACGCCCCCUGCAUCCUCUUCAUCGAUGAGAUCGACGCCGUGGGGAGGAAGAGAGGCGGGGGGAACUUUGGAGGUCAGAGCGAGCAGGAGAACACGCUGAACCAGCUGCUGGUGGAGAUGGACGGUUUUAACACGGCGACUAACGUGGUGGUCCUGGCUGGAACCAACAGACCGGACAUCCUGGAUCCUGCUCUGAUGAGGCCGGGACGCUUCGACAGACAGAUCUACAUCGGUCCUCCUGACAUCAAAGGCAGAGCGUCCAUCUUUAAAGUCCACCUGAGACCCAUCAAGCUGGACCCCAGCAUGGACAAAGACGUCCUAGCCAGGAAGAUGGCCGCGGCCACGCCGGGGUUCACCGGAGCCGACAUCGCUAACGUCUGUAACGAGGCUGCGCUGAUCGCCGCCCGACACCUGGACCCCUCGGUCAACGCCAAACACUUUGAGCACGCCAUCGACCGAGUCAUCGGAGGUCUGGAGAAGAAGACUCAGGUCCUGCAGCCCACAGAGAAGAAGACGGUGGCCUAUCAUGAAGCGGGACACGCCAUCGUGGGCUGGUUCCUGCAGCACGCCGACCCCCUGCUGAAGGUGUCAAUCAUCCCCCGAGGUAAGGGUCUGGGUUACGCUCAGUACCUGCCCAGAGAGCAGUACCUGUACAGCAAAGACCAGCUCUUCGACAGGAUGUGCAUGAUGCUGGGGGGCCGAGUGGCCGAGCAGACCUUCUUCGGCAAGAUCACCACCGGAGCUCAGGACGACCUGAAGAAGGUCACACAGUCCGCCUACGCCCAGGUGGUUCAGUUCGGGAUGAGCGAUAAGGUGGGGCAGGUGUCGUUCGAUCUUCCCCGGCAGGGCGAGAUGGUGAUGGAGAAGCCGUACAGCGAGGCCACGGCGGAGCUCAUCGACGAGGAGGUCAGGGAGCUGGUGGAGCAAGCGUACCAGAGAACCAUGCUGCUCAUCCAGGAGAAGAAGGAGCUGGUGGAGCUGGUGGGGCAGCGUCUCCUCCAGAAGGAGGUCCUGGACAAGGCCGACAUGCUGGAGCUGCUGGGCCCGAGACCGUUCGAGGAGAAGUCGACGUACGAGGAGUUCGUGGAGGGGACGGGGAGCUUCGAGGAGGACACGAGUCUGCCAGAGGGCCUCAAAGACUGGAACCAGGAGCGGGGAGGAGAGGAGGCGGAGGAGGCGAAGCAGACUCAGGAGAAGCAGCAGGCCGUGUAGAGACAGGAGAGCUCAGUGCUGCAGAGCCUGGAGGGUUUCAUCAAUGAGUCACUGUGGUUCUCUCAGAUUAUUAAACGUUAUUUAUUUCACCUCACAGUCAGAACUUCUCAGGUUUAAUGACACCUUUAAGACCACUUCACAGGUUUCACGUUUCCUCUAUUUGACUUAUUUUGUUGUUGAACGACUGAAAGUUCGUUUUUACCGACAGUUACAGAUCCAGAUGUUUCUCCAGGGUGAAAACGUUCACAUGAACUUCCUGUUCUUGUUGCUGACUGGCUCCGAAAAGCAUCAGACAUCAUUACAGAGAGGAUCCUGACAGAGACAGAGCUCUUCGUUUGAAUGUACUGGUGUCCUUAAGAGCGCCUGAGGAAAUAUAUAUAACUAUUAACCAUUUAAUACCCAAGAUAUGUAAGAAAAGAGAGGAGAUAACUGCUUAAAAACUGGCACACUUCCCCUUUAAGACUCACUAAAUGUGGGCCCUUUGUAUAACAGUUUCAUUAUAAACUAAGAUGCUUUACACGGAUGUACAAAAAGACCAAAAAGGCUAUUAAAGAGAAGUUUCUAAUUUAAAGCUCCAGUGAGGAACGUUAUGUUUGGCGCCCCCUGUGGACAAAGUGAUACCUCGUGAUUGAUCUUGUCCUGUACACGUCAACGUUUUUUUUCCUGAUCCUGCUUUCUUUUAACCAUCAAACUUAAAGCUCAAGUUUUAAAUUUAAAGCACCAGUGAGAGACGUUAUGUUUGUGUGCACUUUGGCGCCCCCUGUGGACAAAGUGGUACUUCUUCCUUCAUCUUGUCCUGUGCACAUCAAAGUCGCGUUUUCUGACCCUGCUUUCUUUUAACCAUCAAACUUAAAGCUCAAGUUUUAAAUUUAAAGCUCCAGUGAGCGACUUUAUGUUUGUGUGCACUUUGGCGCCCCCUGUGGACAAAGUUAUACUUAUUCGCUGUUUUUGUCCUGUACACGUCAAAGAUUUUUUUUCCUGAUCCUGAUUUCUUUUAACCAUCAAACUUAAAGCUUGUGUUUUUAAAUUUAAAGCUCCAGUGAGCUACGUUAUGUUUGUGUCCACUUUGGCGCCCCCUGUGGACAAAGUUAUACCUCCUGAUUGAUCUUGUCGUGUGCACAUCAAAUUUGCGUUUUCUGACCCUGCUUUCUUUUAACCAUCAAACUUAAAGCUCAAGUUUUAAAUUUAAAGCUCCAGUGAGCAACUUUAUGUUGGUGUGCACUUUGGCGCCCCCUGUGGACAAAGUUAUACUUAUUCGCUGUUUUUGUCCUGUACACGUCAAAGAUUUUUUUCCUGAUCCUGAUUUCUUUUAACCAUCAAACUUAAAGCUUGUUUUUUUAAAUUUAAAGCUCCAGUGAGCAACGUUAUAUUCAUGUCCACUUUGGCGCCCCCUGUGGACAAAUCAUACCUCAUCCAUGAUCUUGUCCUGUGCACGUGAAAGUUGCGUUUGCUGAUCCUGCUUUCUUUUAACCAUCAAACUUAAAGCUUAUAUUUUUGAUUUAAAGCUCCAGUGAGCAACGUUAUAUUCAUGUCCACUUUGGCGCCCCCUGUGGACAAAUCAUACUUCUUCCAUGAUCUUGUCCUGUGCACGUGAAAGUUGCGUUUUUUGAUCCUGCUUUUUUCUAACCAUCAAACUUGAAGCUCAAGUUUUAAAUUUAAAGCUCCAGUGAGCGACGUGACGUCCGUGUCCACUUUGGCGCCCCCUGUGGACAAAGUUAUACCUCUUUGCUAAUUUUGUCGUACACAUGUAAAAGUCGUGUUUUCUUAAUCUUGAUUGAUUUAAACCGUCAAACAUCCGAAUCAUUACCAAGUAGAAAGUGAACAAGGGUUUCUUUUCACCAUGUCGCCUGGUCUGACACCUACCCCCUUUUUACGGCGUUUUCAGACAUAAUGACGAUAUUUAAAUAUUCAGUCUUUUUUUUUAACGGUCUUGUUUUCUUCCUGAGGUCAUAUAAAAGCCUCCCUGUUAAUUUCAGACCUUAAAUAACCUUUAAAAAAAACUCCUCACUGGAGCUUUAAGUGACGUUUGCUGUGAUCUGAUUGGUUUCUGGGACCAUGUGGUCUGACGUGAGACCCACCAGGCUCUGUAGAUUUCAAAGGGAGACCAGUUUCUGAGCGUACCUGAAGCACACCUCCCCUCGGUGUGUCCACAGACUGAGUUUUUCUCUUUAUUUAUUCCACACUGAGAGUUUUUCUCUCUGACUGACGCCUCCACAGGAAGAAGAACUUUCACAGUUUUUGCGAGCUGACAGCGUGACGUUGUUUUUGAAGAUUUUUCAUGGACGGAUUUCUUUUCUACAAAUCCUCUCAUGCAGGUGAUCGUGUACAUUCUGUGUAAUAAUAAUAAUGAGUGAAGAAGAAGCUGCUACAUCCUCACCCCCCUGCCUCAUGGGACAGUUUCAUAUUUUAUUUCCUCUGAAGGAUUUUUGCUGAUUUUAAAAAAAUCCUCCAGAGAAACAGAAACAUGUUUAUUUUUAUCAGUUUUAUCAGAUAUUUGAAACUUGAGAUGCUCUCUUGGAAUGAGAGAAUAAUACAUCCAAGUUUCCUCAAAUGUAAAACAAAAAAAAGCUUUCUUUAUUUUCUUCUUCUUCUGGGUAAAUAUUAAAACUCUGAAUUAUCCCCAGAGCUGCAGAAAUCUAGUAUUUAGGGUCCUCAGAAACUGGAAAACUCAACUGAGUAGAAGUUUGAGCUCAAAUUAAGAUCAAAUUUUAACAUUUACUGAAAUUAUUAAAACUUCAAAUUCAUCCAAGACUUGAUUUCCACCCUGAAUAGAUUCAUCUGGAUUCAAAAAGUCCAGUUUGUCUCUUUCAAAUCAGACAUACGACUGAAGUAGGACUUUCACAUCCUGAGAAUAAAUCCAGAUUUGAGUCCAUCUACAGAAACUUUAAAUAUUUAAAAUAUAUCAAAAUUUAACAUUCAAUUAAAGCAGCUUAAUCUUGAAAACAGGAUAAAAACCUCUCGUGCCGAAGUCUGCACGGUGUUUGUUCCUGUUCUGCACAUAGAUGUAAUUGCAUCAGUGGUCCAGCAGAGGGCGCCCUUUCUGUUACUUCAGAGCAGCUCCUGCUGGAUGAAGACGCUUCAUGUUCAGAAGCUGAAUCUGAACAUCCUCUAGUUUCACUUUGAGGCUGCAAAGUCAUUAAACCUCAGUGAAAUCCUGUGAACACAAACUUUGUACUGAAAGUGUAUUUUCUGCUGAAGCUCCGCCCCUCUGUGACCUCACAUGUUGUUAUUUCAGAACCAUUAAAGCUACACAUACAGAGUGUUUUCCUUUGAA
Messenger RNA from Notolabrus celidotus (New Zealand spotty), 5734 nucleotides. RefSeq names its product AFG3-like protein 1. The coding region runs from base 181 to 2460 and encodes 759 amino acids. The transcript is spliced from 16 exons. The record is from RefSeq and is a predicted model, not a curated record. Gene Ontology annotation, cellular component: membrane; m-AAA complex. NCBI's taxonomy places the organism in Eukaryota, Metazoa, Chordata, Actinopteri, Labriformes, Labridae. Gene Ontology annotation, biological process: protein-containing complex assembly; mitochondrial protein processing. Gene Ontology annotation, molecular function: ATP hydrolysis activity; ATP-dependent peptidase activity; ATP binding.